UUGAAGUGAAUCCGACAAAUUCUUUUCGAGUUAUUUAACAAUGACCAAAGGACGCUCGGGUGCUACGUGGCAUUCGAGAGCAGGUAGCUAGAAACAGCUGCAAGCAACCGACCUUUCGGGUUUCAUUGUCAUGAAUAUCUCCCCAUUUUAAUGUAGUACAAGAACUGAAAAAUAAUUUUUGGUUGCCAGUAUACCUGUAGUCGUUGCACUGAUCAGUCGAUAGUUUUGUGAUAAAUUAUUUCUCAAGUGAAUUAAAUUAUUAACCAUGGGACGUGAUUCUAGAAAGGUUUCAAGAGAACUUCGGAGUUCUGAAAAAAUUAAUAAGUCACGUUCAGUCAAAAGAAAGAAUGUUUUUAAUCCGAAAACAGCCGAACGUGAUGAAAGUAUUCAGAGUACAUCUUCUAAAAAAUUAAAACAAAACACUGAAGAUGAUGUACCUGAAGACAGCAGUACUGAAUUUCGAAUAAUAAAUUUUAUUCAGGUAUUCACUGCAAUUUCUGCUCUUAUAAAAUGUAAAAAAUGUGAUGGAAAUGUAGUGUUUCAAACAGCAAGUACACGUGGGCUGGGAUUCAAAAUUGUAGUUGCAUGUAAUAACUGUGGAAAUGAAUAUAUUCCUUCCUGUUGAAAAUAUGAAAUCUGCUAUAAUGGCAACCUUUUAUCACUACGGCUCGAGUGAUGAAAAACCGAAUCAUGAUAUGUGUCCAAAAGGCGAAGAAUCUUGGUGCUCUUACCAGCGCGCUGAAGCAAGAGGAGAGCUUGAUACCUUUUCUCACGAUUAUUCUCCUUUACCUUCUGAUGUUUUAAAAGCUAUCAAGCCUAUAUACGAAGAUCUUAGUAAUGAAAAUUUACUUUCAAGAUGUGUAGGUGGAUUCAAUCAGAAUAAUAAUGAAAGCUUUAACCAACUAGUAUGGAAAAUAUGCCCAAAAACGGUAAAUACUAGUUUUACUAUCGUACAAAUAGCUGCAUACGUUGCUAUGUGUAUAUUUAAUGAGGGUAUAAAUUCAUUAUUAGUCUUGAUGAAUACACUAGGACUUAAUUGUGGGCCUAAUUCUCAUCGGUAUGCAGAAAGAAUGGAUGCUGCACGUAUCAAAGUAGCAGAUAAGCGCGCUAAUGAUAACACCCGAGAAGGUCGAUUGCAACGUAGGCACCAGCAAAUCGAUAUUUUGGAAGCUGCUAUGUCGGCUGAAGAGCUAUUAUAUGGUCCAGGAAUAGAUGACUCAGUAUGAAUCUCCAAGGACUUAUGAUGAUCACCGCAAAGGACUUCGGGAGGAACGGGCUCUACAAAAACAGCGAUAACUUUUUGAAUUAUUAAUUUUUUUUUUUGAAAUUUUCGUGAAGUCAAAUCGAAACGUGUUCUAAUAAAGCUAUGUUUUUAUUUUUGUCAAAUAAAGUAAUUAACUACAAAAAAAAAAUUAUUGAAAAUCAUCAUUUUUUCAUACCCCUGAG
Microplitis mediator is the source of this 1446-nucleotide messenger RNA. RefSeq lists its product as uncharacterized. Lineage: Eukaryota; Metazoa; Arthropoda; Insecta; Hymenoptera; Braconidae. The transcript is spliced from 3 exons. The coding region runs from base 603 to 1226 and encodes 207 amino acids. The record is from RefSeq and is a predicted model, not a curated record.